AUGUUCCUCGCCGUAGCAGCCGCCGCUGGUGCCGCCAAGCUCGCAGUUGACCACAACCGCUCGGUACAGCGCGAGGCGAUGGAGGCCAACGGGCUCGUCCUUCCGCGCGCGAUUGGCGUCUCCCCCAAGGCACCUACGAUCGCCCGGAGCGCCGAGGACGCGGUCGCCUGCCUCACACUGUACAAGGGCAUCGACUUUGGCGAAUACCCCGUGGCCGUGAUCGCAAGCUAUGUCGACAACAAGAUUGUGCGCGGCCGCUCCAAGACCGACAUCAUCGAGAAGCUCGAGGCGCUCGAGAAGCAGGCAAGUAGUGGCCCUUACGGCUCCUCGCUCACCAGGCCCCAGUGCCCGAAAUACCACCGCGCGUUCGCCGUCGUGCGCCACUACCGCGACCUCGGCCCCUCGCGCGUGCUCGACAUGGACUACCCGCCGAACGUGGACCAGCGGCACCCGGCGCUCCGCGAGGCGGCGCGCCUCCCGACCGAUGGGCUGGCAGUCACGGGGCUCGCGGCGCCCGACGCGCCCUACCCGCGCAGCAGGAGCGCCGAGCCGUUCAUCGCGCAGCCCCUCGCCGCGCUCAAGCGCACCGCUACCCGCGUCGCGCGCCGCGUAGGCGGCGGCGAAACGAGCCACGCGCAAAACCUCGAGCUUGGGCGCGCGGCCACUACCACGGGGUCCACAGCCACGGGGGCAGGGCCGAGCCGCCGCCCGGGCGCCGCCGACCCGUUCGCGGACAACACCCCGCCCGCGUAUGACGACGACGAGAAGGCGGGAUACCCCCUCCAGCGGCACAACUCGGAGCCUGAGAUGUCGACGGGCGCGCGCUGCAGCCGUGCUGCGAGCCGCGUGCUUGCGGUUCUCUUCCUCGGCGAAAGUAGGAUCGGGCUGGCCCAGACCAACUCGCUCACGUUUUGCCCAUCAUCUUUCCACCACAUCCUCCACACCAUGCCCGUCUUCAAGAGCCCCACCAUGACCGCGCUCCACCUCGGCCCCGUCCACCUCGCGCCGAGCUCAACAUUACAGUCGCUCAGUAUUGAGGUGCUUGAUGCCGACGCACAGCGACACCAGCGCACCAUGUCCUCCGCGGCGCAGGUGCGCGCAGCCCUCGAGGCGUUCACUGGCCGAAAGGGAGAUCAAUACCCCGUUCGUGUUAUCCUAAAGUACACCGACGUCAAGGACUGGAAGCGGCGGGACCGGAGCCACGUGCUCCGCAAGCUUGUGGCGCUCGAGCGCGAGUUGCCAGAGUAUGCGCCGGCGUUUGCCGUCGUGCGCUGGAUGAAGGGGUACGGGCCGAGCGAGGUGCUGCCCAUGGAGUGGCCGCCGAGCCUUGAUGCCGGCGGUGACCGGGGAGUCUCCGUCAUACGCUCGUACGUCGACUACAAGGUGUCCCGCGGCAAGCUGCCGUUCGAGAUCGAGGCCAACCUCGAGGACGCGGAGGAGGAGCUGCCAGAGUUCCAUGCGGCCUUUGCGACGGUGCGCUACAUCCGCGGCCUGGGCCGGUCGGACGCAGUGGAGAUGGAGUGGCCGCCCCGCAUCGACUGGGACGACCCCGUAGUCGAGGCAGCGUCCGAGGCGACCGAUCUCGAAAGCCAGCGCGAGAGCGCGUAG
Messenger RNA from Vanrija pseudolonga, 1608 nucleotides. RefSeq lists its product as uncharacterized. Lineage: Eukaryota; Fungi; Basidiomycota; Tremellomycetes; Trichosporonales; Trichosporonaceae. Bases 1 to 1608 code for a protein of 535 amino acids. The transcript has 8 exons. The record is from RefSeq and is a predicted model, not a curated record.